Messenger RNA from Fopius arisanus, 6397 nucleotides. RefSeq names its product hormone-sensitive lipase (gene Hsl). Bases 3286 to 5457 code for a protein of 723 amino acids. Gene Ontology annotation, biological process: cholesterol metabolic process; triglyceride catabolic process. Gene Ontology annotation, cellular component: cytosol. Gene Ontology annotation, molecular function: sterol ester esterase activity; triacylglycerol lipase activity. The transcript is spliced from 4 exons. The record is from RefSeq and is a predicted model, not a curated record. Lineage: Eukaryota; Metazoa; Arthropoda; Insecta; Hymenoptera; Braconidae.
AAUAAGUAUAUUACGCAACAAGUGCGUAAUGCAUUUUUUAGCUCGUGGAGGGGUGGUAACACGAGCCGAAGGCGAGUUUGACAAUCUCACGAGUCAAAAAAAACAUAACACACGUGUUUCGUAUACUAUUUUAUGUCAUUGUCACCUACGACAUAAAAAAAAUUGUUCCAUUUUUUAUUUUUUCCGUUGUCUAUAUUCAACAAAUAUAAAUGCAUGCAUGUAUCAAAUACUUUGAGUGUUUUUGUCAUUUUAUGAAUUCUAACAAUUCCAGAUUACAUUGACUUAAAAAGUACUUGCCGAUAACUUAAUACAACCAUACUUCUAUUGAAUUUUUUGAAUGAUUUCACUAUACGACUGCAUUUCUUAUUUCUACAGCUGGCAUUCGUCAGGGUGUUUAGAAGGAUAUAUUCAACCUAUUAGUAACGUGAAUUUUUACAAAAAAACUAAUUUUCUAACUAGCGAUUGCCCCCAGUGAUCAUACCCAAUUUCAAUUUGCUAUCUCAAUUUUUAAUUCAAUUAUUGAGUAUAGUAUUCUGACAAUAUUACCAAUAACGGAAAACCGGCAAUAUUUCACUUAUUUUGUAUGAACGGGUUUGCAUAUUUUCAAUGCUCAAUGUGGUGCCCAUUGAGAAGAGUAUUUUGUGAAAAAACAAAUUGAAAUUCGUUCAGUGUUUCAUGAGAUAUUCAAGGAAGUGAAUCCACACAAAAGGUGUAAUAUCUUGGGAAACGCUUGGCAAAUUGUGCAGUCACAAUAAGCUCCUUCUAUGUUAUGAGAGCUACAAAUGCUUGAAAUUUCAACUCACUAUCUCUAUUUUUUGUUAAUUUAUCGUGUUCACGUUUUUGAUGAUAGAAUUGAAAAACAGCGAUAUCACGAAAUUUUUUCUGAACAAGUCUAGAUAUAUUGAUUGAUAAGGCUCACUGAGACAAGUAUUUUGUAGACAAGAAAAUAGAAAUUCGUCCACUAGGUUUUCAGAUAUUGAGGAAAAACCAAAUUUAAAAAAGUUGUUAUACUUCAGGAAUUACUGCAGCGAUUAUCCUGAAACAGCGCAUCAAAGUAAAGAUUAAUCAGACCUAUCAUACGUGAAAAGCUUUGAUUUUUUUCGACAAAUUUCGUUGUAUUUAUGUCGAAUUUUCUAAAAAUUAAUCUUCAAACGUUCGAAUUUUCCAGGCCAUAUACGCAGACAUGAUAUAAAAAAAUGAUUUUUUCACGUUUCGUAACAUUCUAGACAACUUGCAAUUGUAAUUAGAGAAUUGAAAAACCGGCUCAAUAUAAGGCUUCCAUCCGAAAGCAAAAAAUGUAAAUUAGUGGCAAAAAACGUUGCCACUAAUUAAAUACAUUAAGGAAUGGGCAGUUUCAAACGAUGAUUUCUAUCUUACAUUUAUUACCUCGGUAAACUAUAAAAAAAUUAUUUUUGCUUCCGAAUUAAAGCAUUGCAAUCGUUUGAGUUUUCGAUUUUCUAAUGUUGCCUGGAAAUGAUCUAGAACGGUCCGAAACGUAAAAAUACGAAGUUUGAAGGCCAUGUUUGUAUGUGUAGAUUGUCAACUGCUGGUCAAUUUGUACAAAAGAAAAAGAAUAACAUGAGUAAAUUGAUUCCUAAACUAUAAUAGGUGCUAAUAUGGACUUGAUCUGUACUAGAUUUCAGCCCGAUCGGUUGAGUAGUUUGAGUUUUAGAAAUAUCGGUGAUUGCUUUUGGAAAGUUUCUUUGCAAAUAUUUAAGAAACUAUCCAACCGUUUACAUUUUUUAUUCUUUUGAAAUAUUCGUCUCAAUAUACUCUCCAUGGAUCAGUUCCAUGUUUUUUCGAAGAAAUGCGUAAUUAAACCUCUCCGAUAAAAAAAAAUUAAUCCAUCAACUUGAAAUUUCGCAAAAAGAUUCCUCCUAUCAGUGCAAUGUUUGGUAUUGCAGACGGGCUAGAUCGGAUGAUUCGUUCAGGAGAUAUUCAAAUUUGUAUCUGAAAGGAUUUUCUCAAACGUCUCAAAAACGACUCAAUUGAUUUGGAGUGGUCUCAUUUUUUGAGGCUUGUGAAUUUUCUAUUAAUUUUCAUUAACCACUUAAGGACAGGGCUUUUUGCCACUAAGUUCGCUGCUAUCCCAAUAUCUGAAAAGUUUUACAGUUCAGUAGUUUGCCGAGGCACGAUGUUCUGAGGGUCAACUUUGCUUUUUGUUUUUAAUCAAUCAUGCGGUUGCCACCUCCAACCAUUUUUAUUUAAAAAACUUUCUAAUCCGUAAAAAGUUAUCCAAAUUUCGAAAAUUUCUAUUUUAAGUUUAAAAAGGACAAUCUCAAAUAGAAAGUGACUAUUUUGCAGCCACUUUGUAAUCUAUACACUAUAAAAAUUUCCACAACAACUGUCGAGUAAAUAGACCAAUUGAAAUAAGUAGUUAUUUUCAUGUCUAGCCGUGAAAAACAGACCCCUCCCCACAUACAAGAUUGACAAAUGCAAAAUUCCGAGCUGAUGGCGAGGCCGGCCAGCAUGUGAGGAAAGGUGCAUAUCUUUUCAAAAAUAUAUCGAUAUAACGAGCGGCUCGUCUAUUAUGCGCAAAAAUUUCAAAUUUUGUAUGUAAUCACCAAAUCAUUAAAUUUACUCGCGAGUCUAGUAUUGUAGAUAACAUUUUCAAGCCUGUAAAAGCUGUAACUGUAUUUCAAGCAACAGUCUAUUUAAAUGUUGAAUUUAUAUUUAAUUAGAACGCCAUCGUUUAUGAUGUAGUGAUUAUUUUUAAUACAACAAUAGCUAAUGGAAAAUGACUAGAUAGUAGAGCGGCUAGCCAUUGGUUAGAAAAUAAUCGAAUCUAGUUUGAAGCAAUAUUUUGUUGGCUUUGUGACUUUGAAUUUCUCAAAUAGUGUACUUAUCUCUUAUCGAAAGCUUGGCGGAUAUCGAGUGUCCAUGAGUGGGGGAUAUAUGGUGAAGUUCAUUGUUUGAUUACAAUCAUUACAAUACAGCAUAUUCUGAUAUCGUACAUAAAGAACAGAGACUUAACCUUACUCUUUCAUACUGUGCGAGGCAUACGAGGCAUAACAGUAGUUUAAUAUCCAACCUUAUAUUUUCUUAUCUCAUAAUUUAUAAUCGGCCCAAGCUCACGAGAUUAGAAACCUCUCACAUCUAUUAUCAAUUUUUUUAGCACUGCACUCGCAAAAUUAAUACCCAUCAAAUCUGUCUGGUAGAUUCUCUAAUCAUAAUCGCAAUGCUCCUUUAAUACAACAAGAAAAUAGACGCCUUCAGUGAAUAAUCUCAAAAAGAAGCAUAAAAUAGUUAACAGCCUUUUAUUUAUCAGGCACAGAGUGAAUUCUAAUGUCUUUUGUGAAUGAAGUUGGUCAAUCCAAUUGGGAUACUUUGUGUAAAUUGGCAAGUGCUAAUAGCGAUUUCUUCUCCUCGCAUCAAGAUGAAAGUGGAUUAAGAAUUUGUUCAGCACAUGUUGUAGUACUCGAUAUAAUAAGAGAAUUACGUCCACUGUAUGAAGAAAUUGCAGCAAUUGCUCCCCGAUAUGAUUUUGAUGAAAAUACGCCCGGUAAUGGCUACAGAAGUUUUAUUUAUCUUGUUGACAAAUGUAUUGAACAUUCAGAGAAUACAUGUCAACAAAUCUAUAAUCUCAGGGAAUCUGUGCUGUUCAGAAAAACAAAUUAUAUGAGGGAAAUCGAGGCCUGCUCUCAGCUCAUGGCUUCCUUGAAUACUUUUCUACAUCACCUGAAAACACUUCAUACUUGGAGUGAAUUGGGAAUGGAUAGCAGACCUUCCUUAUUCCCAUCCGAGGAGCACAGCCCUCAGGAAUUAUUGGAUCAAGCUGGAGACAUCGAUCAAUACUCUUUUUACGGGAGGUGUUUAGGUUUUCAAUUUACAAAUAGUAUAAAAUACAUCAUGAAGACAAUACUAGUAUCUAUGGCCUCAUUCAGUGAAAUUUAUUACACAAAUGGAUCAUUUUUUGGUAGAUGUGCCAAUUCAUUGAAAUACGUGAUUGAUCCAGAAGCACGUGCUCGACGAAUUGUAAAUAUAUCACAAAGAGGAGACGUAUAUUUCUGCAAAGCUUUUUGGUAUUUACAUGAUACUCAAUUAUUUCAAUUUGUACCAUUUUUGAUGCUCCCUAAAUUGUCCAUCAACCAAGUUAUUUCGAUACCACCGGAACAACUAUCUCUACCUGCAAUCGAUGGUGGUCCUGAUGUCCAAAUACCCAUUCCAUGCAGUCAUAUUGGAAAAAAGUCCAUUCAUGUAAAACUCUGGAGUUCAAAGCGUAGGAUAGGAAUGGUGGGAUCAGCAAGUGCUGGUGGUGAAUUGCACGGACCAUCUGAUGUACUUUUGUUCCAUUGUCAUGGAGGUGGAUUCGUAGCAGAUAGUCCAAAAGCACACGAAACCUACCUCAGAAAUUGGGCAGUUGCUCUGGAUAUACCAAUAAUCAGUAUUGAUUAUAGUUUAUCUCCAGAAGCCCCAUACCCACGAGCUCUCGAAGAACUAGUAUACACCUAUGCUUGGGCACUACAACAUGCCAAUUCCCUCCUUGGAACUAAUGCCAAAAAAGUAAUACUCAUCGGUGAUUCUGCUGGUGCUAAUUUAAAUUUGGGCUUGACUGCUAAAUGUUUACAGCUGAAUAUUAAAAAACCUGAUGGUAUUUUCAUGAUUUAUUGUCCAGUUCUCGUUGAAUUUGUACCUUCUCCUUCGCGAAUGCUUGGUCUUACUGAUCCAUUAUUACCAUUUGGAUUCAUGAUGCGAUGUUUAAAGGCUUAUGUACUCGGGGACUCUGUGCUAGAUAAGAAGGAUAAGGAGAAUGAAAGUGGAGAAUUCUCAAAAUCAGAUAGUGAAUCAUUUGCUGAAAUUUCCGAGAGUGAUUUAAUUGCCAUUGCUCUCAGUCCCCAUGGAGAUAAGGCUGAUGAAAGUCAAUUGGCUUCAUUACCAUCUGAUUCAACUUUGAAUUCUGUCAGCUUGGCAGAGGCUGAUAACACGCCACGAUUAGAAACCACCAAAAGUGAGGACAAGAGUGAAACCACUUCCCAGGAGUAUAUUCGGAAAUUUUUAGAUCUUUACAAGAACGUUGGAUUAAAGAGAACGGCUACGGCUGAUGACAAAACCAAUAGUUUUGAUAAUUCUGAUGAAAAAGCUACUUCAAGUUUUUUUGGAUUCUCCUUCAGCAAGAAUGGAAACCAAGCCAGAGAGCUCGAUACUGCCUCUGCUAAAAGUCCUACUGAAGAAUUCAUAUUUACUGUUCCAAAAGACCCCUAUUUAAGCCCAUACCGACAUCCUGAUGAAGUACUUAGCCAACUACCACCAUGCAAAAUAGUUACUUCUGAUUUGGAUCCUUGCUUAGACGACUGCGUCAUGUUUGGCAGGAAAUUGAAAGCCCUUGGAAACUCGGUUUCAAUAGAUAUUCUCCACGGCCUACCACAUGGUUUUUUGAAUCUAGCUGUGGUUUCUAAAGAGGCAGCUGAGGCAUCCGAGCUCUGCAUAAGAAAAAUCAAGGAAUUGGUGGAUAUGUAACUGAACGUAAUUGAAAAUAUUUCCGUCUGUCUUUCGGCUAAAGAAUAUCUUAUUCAAUAUAUAUUGCCAAAAAGUGAGAAGAAAAUCAGAACACUGAAAUGGAGUAGGUGUUGCAUUUAUUGUAGUUAAAUAUGAUUAAAAACGGGGUGGAAUGCAGAACAUCGAUUUCUUUAUAUAUUCAAAUGUAAUUUUCCUUUCUUCGACUGUGUUAUAUUUCUCCUAAUUCUCGAAGCGUCUAGUUAAGGGACGAAAUCGUAAUUAAUUUCUUCAAUUAUCAAUAAUCCAUGGAGGAAUAUAAAGGCGAUAUAGAUAUAACUACGAGAAGAAGUUUUUCAAGGAACAUUAUAAAAAAGCAUGUGUGAUCUUAUGUUCCAUUUCACCCCUAUUAUUUUCAUCAAUUUUUUCGGAUCGAAAAGACAUCUUGUUUUAAAUGGUGGGAGGUCGAGUUCUUAAAACGCCAUAGAUUCCUUAAUCUAGCCAAAAAAGCCGAAAUUGCUAUUGAAUGCAUAAUCUAUGAGUUUUAUGUUUAUAAUAAUCGAUUUGCUUUGCGAUGUUUAAUGAGAAUUGUCCGUAUUUCUCACUCCCUCCACUGAGUUUUAUAAAUUGAGCUCGCGAGGCCUCAGAAAAUUAUAGUCUGUAUGAUAUUUAAAUUUACUUUUAAAAUCCAUGGUAUCUUACGUAAUAUAUAUUUGAAGAAUUCGAAUUUCUGCAUUUGGGACAGUGGAUUUCGAUCGGGUGCACUAACGCUGGCGUGAAGCACUCUCAAUUAGGAAUUUCAUCAUAUAGACUAUGAUUUGUUCAGAACACACAGAUGUUUUAAUGGCACCGAAAGACAUUGAUUUAUUGAGCCUACAGAAUGGUGGAUACAAAUUAUUUUUUUUGUUGCUUGCAACGAAUUUAUGAAUAAUAUUUUUUAUACCCGAUGUUAGUGAUCACCAGA